Spinacia oleracea (spinach) is the source of this 1809-nucleotide messenger RNA. RefSeq lists its product as uncharacterized. The transcript has 8 exons. Bases 1 to 1809 code for a protein of 602 amino acids. The record is from RefSeq and is a predicted model, not a curated record. Gene Ontology annotation, biological process: proteolysis. Gene Ontology annotation, molecular function: cysteine-type peptidase activity. Lineage: Eukaryota; Viridiplantae; Streptophyta; Magnoliopsida; Caryophyllales; Amaranthaceae.
AUGGCUUUUAGACUACGGAGACGCCUGUCAGCGGAAGAUAGACCAUCAGGGUAUCCUGUCUUAUAUUACAGUGCCUUACCUGAAAGUGGAUUUGUUUUACAGAUUUUCUACCUAGACCAUUUAUGCAGGCAUCCUGUGAGAUGGGAUGAGUUUCCCAGGAUCAAAUUCUGGACACAGGAGGAAGUGGAUGAGGCCAAGAAUCGGGAUAGGAAAGCGAGUGAAGAUUAUGGAAGGAUUACGACUGUUGAUGUUGUGUACGGGGAUCCUCAUCCCCUUUACGACAGGGAGGGUAGACGGUCUCCCGUAGUAGAGGUUGCUGAGAUGGUAGCACAGAUGACUUCUUCAGAAUGGAGACGCACCCUAGCUCAGGAGGUCACAGAGAUGGUAUGGGAAGUUAAACGCUUUCCUCAAUUUUAUGUUGAUUGGGAUAAUUUUCAAAUAUUGAGUGUUAGUGAUAAACAGGUUAUGGGGCAGCUUGCUCCAUUAUUGCAAGAUCGCCGGGGCGUAUCCCGUGAAAGAGGAAUGAGGUCAUAUCAUGCUACCGAUCAUUUGACGAUAGAUGUUGAUGGUGUGGCUAUGCCGUUGGACAAGUCUGUCAAUAAGGUGCUUACAGAGUUGGAUGCCGAUGACGAUUCCGAUGUGGAGUUGCAACCGUCUGAUGGGGGACGUGUAUUUGUGGGCCCUCAUGGGAGUGUGCCAGUUAUGAAUCCCCUAGACCCGGUCAGCCACGGUGAUGUACCUUUGGUCCACACUGCUGUCAGCCACGGUGAUGUACCUUUGGUCCACACUGCUGAUGAUGUUGGUGUAGUAGCAACUGACCCAGAAACAAGCAAGCACCCGGUCGACCAGACACAUCAGCACGGACAGGUUCAAGCUGGUGACGGGCCACCUUCAGAUGGAAUGUCAUCGGAGAAGGUGGGACAGCUGGGUGUAGUUGAAGACAAAGAGGAUGAUGAAGACAAUGGUGAGGAGAAUGUUGAGGAGCCGGAAGAGCAGGAUGGUGGCGUCAAGGAUGGGGGGCCGAACAAUAGGGAUGAUGACGAUGAUGAGGGACCGGCUAAUGGUCCUGUGCAAGGAACGGUUGCAGCAUCGCCCUUGGAGAACAUCGCUCAAGAGAACCCCUCUGAAGAUAAGAACAGUGAAGAGAACACCAGUCAAGAUAACCCCACUGAAGGGAAGACCACUGAUGAGAAUCUCCAAACUGAUGACCAAGAACGACCACGGGAGAAAUUGAUCCUAAGGAUUCCGAGAACAAACCCAAAAACACGCUAUCGGCAGACGCGAGUACGAAUGACAAAACUUGAGAGUGACGUAGUAGCUUAUGUGGAGUCAUACAAUCCUAAAGGGAAAGAGCAGGGGGCCAUGCUUAUCGAGUGUGAUGGUAAUGAUGCAAAUCGGAUGAUGUGCUACUCGGUUGUCCGUCCUAGGGAGUACGUGCAUUCCCAGUACGUUCGGGCCGUUGCAAACAUAUACAACAGGGAAUGGGCUCUGGAAUACCCAACGAAUUCUCGCAGAAUCAUGCUGGACUCCUCAUUUGCGUAUCAGAAAUUAAAGACGAGGGAAACAUAUGCUGGUCUGCUGAAGAAGUGGUCCACCCCUCUCCAGAAGAUUGUGUCAGCUGAUAUAUCUGUGGUCUAUGUUCCAGUUGUGGACAACGGACAUUGGUGGCGUGUUGCUUUUGCACUGAAAGACCAGAAGAUAUGGUUCAUUGACAGCAUGUAUACUAAUCCUGCUUCCGAGCAUUCUGGGGAUGUUAAAAAAUUGGUAUCUAAUCAUGUGAUAUGUAGUUUUUACUUAGUUUUUACUUAA